CCUGUGCGCAUGUGCGAAGGUGUCCAAACUGACAAUGCUCGUGAGAUGAAGAUAGCGCUGCUUCUGCUUCUGAGCUCAAGGAGGACGCGAGGAAUCUACAAGCCGACAAGAUGAGAUCCAAGGCGAGGGCGAGAAAACUGGCCAAAAAUGAAAGUGAGGCAGUAGACAGCAUGUACAACACAGAGCCCAAUCUCUUGACUGGCGAGAGCGCAGAAGAGGAGACAGAAGACAGCAUCAUGUCCCCCAUUGCGGUGGGCCCCUCGUCCCCUCAGCCCUGCAAUGAGGACUUCACUCCUAAAGAAGGCUCACCCUAUGAGGUACCCGUCUACAUUCCCGAAGAUAUUCCCAUCCCUGGUGACCUGGAGCUCCGUGAGUCGUCUGUUCCAGGGGCUGGCCUAGGAAUCUGGGCCAAAGUCAAAAUUUGCAUUGGAGAAUGCUUCGGACCGUACAACGGACUGCAGAGCGCCACGGUGAAAGAGACCACUUAUGGAUGGGAGCAAAUGCUGAAUGAUCAUGAAACGUCGUCUCAAGACAGCUGUAUUAAAAAGGUCAUGGACAACAUGGGUAAUGUGAAGUUCUGUCUGGACGGGGGUCUGGAGGCCGGCGGGAGCUGGCUCAAAUAUGUGCGCACCGCCCCGGCCCAUGAUGAGCACAACCUGGCCAUAUGCCACAUCAGCGAAGAUCAGAUCUAUUAUAAAGCUAUUCGAGAUAUUGAAAUAGGGGAGGAGUUACUGGUGUACAUGAAGGACGGAGUUUUCCCCGAGGGCUCGAUGGCACCGAACCUGGAAGAUGAGGUGAUGUACCGCUGUGAACACUGUGAUGAGCUCUUCACAUCAAAGCUGGAGUUACGGCGGCAUCAGAAAUACUCCUGCAGUAGCAGCAGCUCUAUCUUUGACUCGCUGAGCGAAGACUUCAAACAGGAGCAGGAGGACAGCGACGAGCCGGUGCACGAGUGCAAAGACUGUGAAAAGAUCUUCCCUAGCGAGUACAGUCUCGGGCAGCACAUGAUCGUACACACAGAUGAGAGAGAGUACAAGUGUGACCAGUGCCCCAAAGCUUUCAACUGGAAAUCCAACCUCAUUCGCCAUCAGAUGUCACAUGACAGUGGCAAGCGCUUUGAGUGUGAAAACUGUGAUAAGGUGUUCACAGACCCCAGCAACCUCCAGCGCCACAUCCGCUCUCAGCACGUCGGUGCCCGAGCCCACACCUGCCCUGAGUGUGGCAAGACCUUUGCCACCUCCUCGGGCCUCAAGCAGCACAAGCACAUACACAGCAGUGUCAAGCCUUUCAUCUGUAAGUCUGAGCAGUCUUGUCUAAGCCUCAGAUACAAUUACCAGUGUCCAAAGACCUCCCGGCUAGCUCCACCCCAAGAUUGUGACAGCUGUUGUUUUAUAGGUGAGGUGUGUCACAAAUCGUAUACCCAGUUCUCUAACCUGUGCCGUCACAAACGGAUGCAUGCAGACUGCCGCUCCCAGAUCAAGUGUAAAGACUGUGGACAAAUGUUCAGCACUACCUCUUCCCUCAACAAGCAUCGGCGCUUUUGCGAGGGCAAAAACCAUUAUAAUCCUGGAGGCAUAUUCACACCAGGCAUACCAAUGACAUCAAGUCCCAUUUUAGGCAAGUCCAAGUCUCAUCAUGGCUUGAACCAUAGUGGACUUGGUUUCGGUGAUUACUUCCCAUCCAGGCCGCAUCAUGCAGGUUUGCCCUUUUCUCCAGCACCCCCUGGAUUCCCAGCCCUUUCCCAUGGCUUCCCAGGGAUCUUUCCCCCAUCGCUAUAUCCUAGACCGCCAUUGUUACCUCCUAGUCCACUGCUCAAGAGCCCAAUUAGUAACAGUCAAGAUGGAAAGCUGCCUUCUCUUGAUGCUCCUACUCUUUCUGAGGUCAUGAACAACAGCAAUGGCAAUGUAGGGAGCGGUCUCAGCAGCCAGUCAGAGGACAAUCGAGAGUCCAAACUGGAUUUGUCGUUCCACAACAACAAGAAUAAAGUGAAGAUAAAUGACAUGUCUGAUGGUAGUGACUUGGAAGAUGUGAACACAUCGAGCGGCACAGAUCUAGACACCACCACUGGCACAGUGUCUGGCUCAGAUCUAGAAAGUGAGGCAGAGAGUGAACGGGAGAAGAGUAGGGGGAAACCAGUGCAGGAGAGCAAGCAGGACGAAGUGAGCAGCAGUUUAGUAGCUGUCUCCAGUUCAGGUAACCUCCCUUGCGAGCGUCCGUUCCUCUCCUCCCAGCACUCCUUUUUCCCGCCACCAGAAGAGCAAGCACUUCCACCCUCCGGAGCCACCACUGACUCCAUUAAAGCCAUUGCCUCAAUUGCAGAAAAGUAUUUUGGCCCAGGCUUAAUGGGCUUGCAGGAGAAGAAGAUGGGCAACUUAAACUACCAUUCCAUGUUCCCUUUCCAGUUUCUGCCCAACUUCCCACAUUCCUUUUACCCAUUCACAGACAGAGCACUCAAUCCUGGCAUGUUCUUCAAACCUGAGCCUAAAUCCCCUCGUGAGCACAUACAGAAAUUACCUACAGCCACUGGUGCGGAUUCACCCUUUGACCUAACCACCAAACCCAAGGAGGUCAAACCUCUUCCUCCACCCCCCAGCAAGCCAGCCUUGCCAUCUAAUACCCCCUUGGCCCCUGGCGAGGAACAACCUCUGGACCUCAGCAUAGGCAGUCGAAGCCGAGCCAACCAGAAUGGCGGCACACACAAUCAGCGCAAGAAUCACGCCUAUGGUGCAAACUGCAAAGCAGCUAAAGAUGAACACCUAGCACUAACUCAGUCCCAGAACUUGCACCCGCCCCAGAUGCUUCAGCCGCAAGUAUCCCUUCCACAGCCACCUCCUCCCCAGCAGCAGCCGUCGCUCCACUACGCCAAGCCCUCGCCAUUCUUCAUGGACCCAAUCUACAGCAGGGUGGAGAAGAGGAAGCUAAUAGACCCAGUAGGAGCUCUAAAGGAGAAGUACUUGAGGCAGGCACCACUACUUUUCCAUCCUCAGGUGUCUGCGAUGGAAAACAUGACUGAGAAGUUGGAAAGCUUUAGCGCUCUGAAACUGGAUGCUCCCAAUUCCCUCCAGCACUCCUCACACCACCUUUUUAACUUCCGCUCUCCGCCUCCCUCUCUCUCUGAUGCUAUCUUACGCAAAGGCAAGGAGCGAUACACCUGCAGGUACUGUGGGAAAAUCUUUCCUAGGUCAGCUAAUCUUACAAGGCACUUACGAACACACACAGGAGAACAACCCUACAGAUGUAAAUACUGUGACCGUUCGUUCAGCAUCUCCUCCAACCUCCAGCGACAUGUUCGUAACAUUCACAACAAGGAAAAGCCUUUCAAGUGCCACCUUUGCAAUCGCUGCUUCGGUCAACAGACCAAUCUGGACCGCCACUUAAAGAAACAUGAGCACGAGAAUAUUCCAGUGAGUCAGCAGUCUGGGAUCCUCUCAAAUUUAGGAACAAAUAUUUCCUCACCAAACUCUGAGUCUGACAAUCAUGCACUUUUGGAUGAGAAGGAGGACUCGUAUUUCUCAGAGAUUAGGAACUUCAUCUCCAACAGUGAGCUGAACCAGGCCUGUAGCUCCUCGGAGAAAAGGCCGGAGCUGACGCGGGAGGAUCAGCCCCAGAGUCACACCUCAAAACUGGCGGAGGAAGAUGAGGAGAUGGAGGGAGACGAUGAGGAUGAGGAAGGCUCGUUGACAGAAAAGUCCCAGGACGAGACGGGCUCUCCUGUCACUGUGGUGCAGGGCACUUAUGAGGAGGAUGAGGAGCCGACCCCUCUCCCUAUGUCUUACCAACACACGCGCAGGUGUAUUGAGGAGGAUGCAGGCCUAUUAGAUCUGGAACCUCUGGCUGGUUUCCCCAAAGGCCUGGAGUUCCCUAAGCCUGGCGAGGAGCCCUAUGACAUUAAAGACAUUUUUAGCACCUCGGUAGAGUCGGAGGCACUGAAAGAAACACUUUUCAGGCAGGCUAAAACCCAGGCUUAUGCAAUGAUGCUCUCUCUGUCUGAGAACACCAAUCUGCAUUCAUCCUCCCAGAACUCCUUGGAUGCCUGGCUCAACAUGGGAGGAGGGCCGUCGGAGACGAGCUCCUUUCACCCCCUCAACAACAUCUGAGUACACCAACAAGACAAAAGAGAGAUGGAGGGAGAAAGGAGGAGAGGGCAAGAGACCAACACGAAGAUGCAUCAAAAAGAGCUUGUGAAGACCAGCAAUGCCACAGUAGAUGAACCACCACUAAGCGCGUGAGGAGGAAAACGGACACAAACGGGAGAGUUUUAUUACACAUCAUUAAAACACGAGUGAACUCACCGAAUCCCAACCAUACAGCAUCUUUCCUGUCUGCAACUAGCCACUAUGGUGAUGUUCUCUCCUCAUCAGCUGAUUCAAGAGGGAGCCAUGCAUUCGAAUGACUCUGAAAUCACCUCUCCACCUCAUUUCCAAUGAUAUGCAUUUCAUAGAGACUGCUCUCUAGUCAAGGGUCUUCUUUGAGAAGCCCAAAAAGGCUUGAGUGGACAGUAGUUGAAUGUUUCUUCAACUGGAGAUUUGAGCCGUUUUUACUCAGCAUUCCAUUCUCAUGUUGAUUUUCCACAGCACUGUACCAAGGUUUCCUUUCUAUUAACUCGUAGCCGAAGUCUUACAGUAGAUCAUUAUAGUAGACAUCAACAUUGAUUUUCAAAGGCAUAAGAAGCAUUUAAGUCUACCCCACAACUAGCAUGCUAACUUCCCCCAAGGCUGAAUACAGUUUGUAAGUCACGGUCUCAAAAAGUAAAUGCUGGAAGUCACUGGGAAACCUCUGAGACAUGUGUUGGGCUACGUGAUUUUGUCUCGUCCCCAGCCGGAUCUUCAUACGAUAAAUCACUCAGCAUGGUUGCUUAUGUGUAUAGCAUCAUGGUCAUUGUAAUUAUAGUUGUUAUAGUAAGUGUUUUUAGCUGUACACAACCUUUAGUCCCAACUGAAAGUUUGUUUAAGUUAAAUUAUUAUCCAGUGGGGCAAUUGGAAAUAUUUUCUUUUUCUUGCAUUCAGUAAUAUUUGAUUUUAUUUUUUUCUAUGUGAUUUGUUCUUCAGUAAACAGUAUUGUUUCUUUUUUUAGCACAUCUGUGCUUAAAUGUUGAUAUAAUUAUUUUGUGAAGGACCAAAUUUGUACAAUAUUGUUGUAUGAUGGACAGACUGAGUUAACUGUUGGUAGCAGUGAGUGUUGUGUGCCAAAACCCUCUUUUAUUUGACAAUCAUUUCUUUACCAAGUGGUCGCCUCUACUUUUUCCCUCUCUGUUGUUGCUAUUUACAUUGAUGAGUGUUUGUCUUUUAUUUAUUACGUUUUUUUUUUUUUAUUAUUAUUUUUUUUUGAUUAAUGAAGAAUAAUGAAGAAAAAAAUAAUUUACCCACUUAUUUGAAGGGAUGAAAUUACUGUAAUAUCAUGGAAAUUGAGAACUGUUCAAGCUCUUCAUUUUAUGGAAGCCCGUUUCCGCCACUGAAUAAAAAUAAAAUGGUUAUUGUGACUUUUUAUCUCACAAUUAAGACUUUUUUUUCCACAGAAUUAUGAGAUAUAAACUUGCAAUUACAAGUUAUAAAUUCAAAAUUGCAAGCUUAUAACUCGCAGUUCUGACUUUUUUCUCAUAAUUCUGACUUUAUUUCUCAGAAUUGCAAGUUUAUAACUCACAAUUAUGGCUUUUUAACUCACAGUUGUGAGUUUAUAUCAUGCAAUUAUGAGAAAAAAAAGUCAGAAUUGUCAGAUAGAAAGUCGCAGUUACCUUUUUUAUUUUUUAUUCAUUGGCAGAAAUUGCCUUCCAUAUAGUAGAGAUGCAAGUUGCCAAAAUCUGAAUUACAGAGUGUUUCUGUUAUGAGCACAUAAUCAUGAAGUCUGGUUUAAGAUGCAUCUGUUCAACCAUUUAGAAAAGUUGGCACUGUUUGAUUUAAGAAAAAAAAUAUAUAUUUUUGACUAAAAUAUCAGGAAACUUAAUAGAGGGGCAUUACAUGUUGAUAUUUUUACACAUUUUAUAGCUCAGAGUCAAACAUGAAGAAAAUGGAUCAACGGUAUAUCGCAUGUUUUCAAGAUCCCAUUUGCUAGUCCUAAAUAUCAUAUCAAAUUCUAUAUAAUUCAAACAUUAAAUAUCAUUUAACGUUCACAAGAGCGUUGAGGUUUCUGAGAGAUGCCCAAAUCCAUGAAAACACAUGCGAGUCCUCAUCCAACUACUUAACUGUGAAGCCAGCGAAUGAAUCGUAAAGAGCUGAAUGCAUAUCAUGAAUGUGUAGAGUAGAUUUAAUAUGUAGGUUAUGAGUCAGACUUCCUCAGAAAGUUACCUUCUCUGGAUUGAAUGUCUUUUUAGUCAGGAAUUCAUACUCUCCUCGCUUCUUUUUGGAUGUUUAAAGACUCUCUGGAAUCUGCACUUAAAUCAAACGCACCCGUCUGCCUAGUUCAUACUUUACAUCUGAGCUCUUUCUUAGUUCUGAUUUGAAUGAAUUUUUCUAAGCAAGGCUGGUUUUAACAAGCACUUUAACUCUUGGAUCAAACAGGCAUUUUUAUCAGAUGCUUUUAAAUACAAAACCAAGAACAUCUAGAAGAACUUGCUGGUUUUGAACUUGGAUUAUUCCGUUUUCGCCGCGAACACAAACCAAAAAAGAUGGACUUGACUGGCCUUUCACGGGGAAUCAAUCUGCUUGAUAUCUCUGUGUAAAAACAUGCAGCAGUGUCUUAUUUCAAUACACUACCAGGUGGCGCACUGUGUAAUCUUACCUAUUUCAUACUGUCUUUCCUUACUAUAUCAUUUACUCAAACAAGUGAGUAAAAAAGCCCAUUAGGAUUGCUGGGGAUGUAAUGGAAUUAAGAGUAUGGAGAAGUCAUGUCACAUACUACUGUACUUAACAAGCGCUGUAGGUGAAGAAAUUGACCCACACUGUUAAAAUCAUCUUGGACAAAUGGUCAAAAAAUGAACAAAUCAUGAUGUCUUUGGCCCAAUGUUACAUUGCAAACAAACGUAUCAUUUCAAAAACCAUUGAUAAUGUGGUUUCUCUAAAAAAAAGUGUAUAGUAUUUCCAAAAAAUUAAAAUGACAUUGAAAUAAUUUUGAACUUGGGUUUGAAAAUAGAUGGUGCUUGUUUCAUUUGGAUAUAAGUUGUAUAUUGCUUCUGUUAUGUUUAUAAAAAAUAUUGUGCAUGACUUGUGUUUUAGAGGUCAUAAUGGUGUCCAUUUGUGAAAUGUGUAUCUUAAAUUAAAAAGAAAAAAAAAAAAAAUUGUAGAUGCACUUAUUGUACAUGUGGUUAGGUUAGUAGGUUUGACUUUAAGUCCUGUCACUGCCUUAAAUACUAUGGGCAGAUGGUUAUUGAACUGAACAAUAUGCUUGUGGGAGAGAAAUAAUGACAAAAUGUAAGGAUUGUAGACUAUUACUGAAAAUUCUGAAGUUCUUUUUGAUGCUUGUGAUUACUGAAUAUGUACUUUAGAGCAAUGUCAUGGAAAAUACAUGAUUCUGAUGUUAAUUCUGUAGAAUAGAUGUGUAUACCAAAUGUAAUCUUUCCAAUGCUAUGAAGAAUUUAUACAUGAAAUUGAUAUGCAAUAAAAACCUGUGUGCUUUUUA
Messenger RNA from Carassius gibelio (silver crucian carp), 7551 nucleotides. Its product is annotated as histone-lysine N-methyltransferase PRDM16. The record is from RefSeq and is a predicted model, not a curated record. The coding region runs from base 111 to 4097 and encodes 1328 amino acids. Gene Ontology annotation, cellular component: nucleus. Gene Ontology annotation, biological process: regulation of transcription by RNA polymerase II. The transcript is spliced from 17 exons. Gene Ontology annotation, molecular function: protein binding; DNA-binding transcription factor activity, RNA polymerase II-specific; RNA polymerase II transcription regulatory region sequence-specific DNA binding. NCBI's taxonomy places the organism in Eukaryota, Metazoa, Chordata, Actinopteri, Cypriniformes, Cyprinidae.